ACUCCCCUCAGAGCUGGAGGGAGCCCAGGCGUCCAGCUCCUGGCUCCCCUUCCUGGGCUGACUCUUCCCCCUGCAGCCGGGCGGGCACCCGCGCUGGCCAGGCCGUGUCAACGGCUGUCGGUGCUGCUGCGAGGUGCGGGGCGCAGGCUGGCGCAACUGCUGCAGGGGCUGCGGCAGCACUCGCGCCACAUCACCCGCUCCGUGCUCUUCCGGCUCGGCGUCGUGGUCGUGGUCUGCGUCCACACCCUGAUGCUGGUGGCCCAGACCUUUGCCGCCAUCCAAAUCCGUGGAGGUACCGGGAACUCGGGCGGCCGGGCCCCGCUCCCUCCCCGGAGCCGGAGAGCACGCGGGCGGCCGGGCCCACGCCCUGCUCCCCCCACAGAGUGGUUCUUCUCGGUGCUGGACGCCGUGUUCCUCUGCGUCUACGUGGUCGAGGCGCUGGUCAAGCUCGCUGCCUUCGGCCUGGACUACUUCCGCGACCCCUGGAAUGACAUCGGUGAGGCCGCAAUGUCCCUCCUGCGGCUGUUGCGCAUCUUCAAGGGCGUCCGCGCCUUCCGCCUCGUGCACCUGAUGCUCAGCCUCCGCCUGGCCUGCCUGGUUGCCUUGACCUUCCCCCCAGUCAUCUUCUCCGUGCUGCUGCGUGACCUGUUCGCACGCUCGGACCCUGGGCGCUUCGGGCACCUGCUGGACACUGUCUUCACCCUCUUCCAGCUCCUCACGCUGGACGACUGGAGCUUCAUCUACCGCGACAGCGCCCAGCAAGGUGCCUCCUACAUCAUCAUCUUCCUCAUGGCCUACAUCCUCAUCGAGUACUUCACCUUCCUCAAGUGAGUCUGCAGCCCUCGACCCCCCUGCAGCCCGGAUUCUCUGGUGGUGCUGAUCCGCCCCAGCUGGAGCCCCAGGAUCAGGCCCAGAUUGGGGACCUGUCCCCUCUGCCUCCCCCCCUCAGCCUCGUCAUCGCCGUCCUGGUCGACAACUUCCAGAUGUCGCUGAUUCGGCGGCAGGAGCUGAAGAAGAGGACGGUGAGCCCCCCCGCCAUACCUGGGCUCUCUGGGAGGGGAGUGGGGGCCCGGAUGCUUGGGUUCCCUCCAGGCCUGGGGCAGAGUUGGGCUCCAGCCCCUUGC
This is a messenger RNA of Alligator sinensis (Chinese alligator), 1124 nucleotides long. It is a transcript of the gene CATSPER1, whose product is annotated as cation channel sperm associated 1. Gene Ontology annotation, cellular component: membrane; CatSper complex. Gene Ontology annotation, molecular function: calcium-activated cation channel activity; voltage-gated calcium channel activity. The record is from RefSeq and is a predicted model, not a curated record. The transcript has 4 exons. The annotation marks the transcript as partial. Gene Ontology annotation, biological process: spermatogenesis; regulation of cilium beat frequency involved in ciliary motility; flagellated sperm motility. NCBI's taxonomy places the organism in Eukaryota, Metazoa, Chordata, Crocodylia, Alligatoridae.